Effrenium voratum is the source of this 5536-nucleotide messenger RNA. Lineage: Eukaryota; Dinophyceae; Suessiales; Symbiodiniaceae. The record is from the annotation of a GenBank genome assembly.
GAAACACAUCCAGGGAGAGGACUUCGAGUUUUGCCAGAAGGCGAAGACGAAUAUAUUGAGCGAGGUGGGGGCUGAUGUGAACCACACGGAGACUUCCGUGGUGUGCGAUGACGAGACAGAGGUGCCGCUUUUUUCGCCCAAGGACAGCUUGCCGUACUAUGAAGUGCAGUGCUGCCCGGCACAGGCGACUUAUUGUGCUGGCUGCGCCAAGUUGAAUUCAGGCGGAACUUCUUGUGCCACGUGCAGUGGCGGCUACGUGAUGAGUAGCAACAAGUGUGUGGCGUGCGUUGACCUGCCCUGGGAGAACGCACAAGGAGAAAACUGCCACGCAGCCUCCUGCUCAAACUCCAGGCAGUCGGGUUUCAGCUCCAACGCCGCCUGCUGCAAAUGCGGCGGCGGCCAGCGCGCGGCCACCCCGUUUGAGUACUACGUGGGGCCGAUGGCCAUCGGCAGCAGCCAUGUCGUGGGCCACCCGAUUCCCCGCACGGCCAGCCACUACGCAGUUGAUAAGGACUGCGAGAUGGCGAAGUUUGGGCUCCGCAUCGAUCCUACGUCAGGAAAGCUGGAGCGGACUGCAGGGUGCUCCACGGUGGGCUGCGGCCUGGUCACGAGCUUCGAGGUGAAGUGCAGCGUCACGGCCCUGCAGGCGGAUGGCUUGUCCGCCUCAGCUCCGUUAGUGGCUAUGGUGGGGGAGCUGGGCUAUGGCAGCGGGCCAGUGGUCUUGCGCGGCAGCAACUCUGCUGCCCCUGUGACAGCGCCGGGGCUGUCGGGAUCCUUCUCUUUGGCUUGCUCUCCGGAGGCCCAGUGGCUCUCGGUGAGCAGCGGUGGCGUCCUCUCCCUUCGCUCCGGCUCCGGCGGCGAAGUGACGGACAGCAGUGGCACCACGCUGGGGCGUGGGGCCGUGUGCAGCAUCGCCAAGGGCACAGGGAAGGCGCACAUCCCGGUGCUGGCCCCUCAGAAAUGGAACUCCAUGAGCUACAGCUACGGGGGCAGCACCGUGCUCUACGCCACGGUGGGGGAGCGCUCGCCCGUGCUGCCGGUAAUGUCCUCCGGCAGCGGGGUGCCGCCCACCCGCUUCUCCGCGGACUGUGCCGACUCCUCCUUUGCUUUCGACCAGCUCUCUGGGGUGGCCACGUUCAAGGGCCACGAGAUCUUUGCGCUGGAUGUGAAGUCUGGUACACUGCAGCUGCAGCCUGAACACUCCUUGGUGAAGGCCUUGGACUCACAAUCCGGAGUGCGCCGGAAGAUCUCGCUCAGCUGCACGGUGUUCGGGCACUACGAGUGGCAGCCGGCUGGCCAGGGCCCGGUGUUGACCCACCGCCUGUCGCUGGAGCUGAGGGACGGGACCUGCUGGGCAUCGAAGGUCCUCAGCUUCGCGAGCCGCGUAGACAAGGGCAGCCAUGCGCUGGACGCUUGCCGCGCCCUGUGCCGCUCGGAUCCCUUCUGCUCCCAUUUCCAGGUGGCGAGCAAGUGCUACUUCUACCAGGGCGUGUGCAAGGACUCCUCCCACAUCGCUUGCAGUCACAAGGACGUCUCGGUCCUUGAGCACUACCCCGGAUGUGGGGAGCGAAGCAGCUGCAUCGAUGUGAAGAUCCCGAACUUCCACUACGUCUCGGGCAAGUACUGCCCGCGGGGCGAGAAUGCAUUGACGGACAGCCAGGGCCCGGUGUACUUCAAGCAGGGCUUGACAACCAAGGAGACCUUUUGGCUGCAGAAGUUCGCCACUUGGCGAAGCCGCUGUUCCUUAGGGGACUGGGCGAUCUACAAGCCGAAUCCGGCAAAGGACUACGAUAAUUUGACUUCAAGCUAUGUGGAGCUGCACGGGGGUGUGGUGGCCUGUCUCUCCGGCGCUACAGAUUUGGCCUCUGACGUCUUCUCUUCCACCUCCGUGCAACUCACGGUGUCUUACCUCACGACCGGGUCCGCCACUGCCCGUGUGGCGGCGCCCGGGUGCUCAGUGCCGAACAUCACCUCUGAGGAGGAAGAGGAAGAAGAGGAGAAGCAGAGCGUGUUUCCAUUGGUUUUGGACGAUCCCUCCACUGACAUCGUGGACGACCACUGGCUCCACCCCUGCCAAUGCGUCCCCGCGAGCUGGGGCUCGGAAGCUCCCGUCAAAGAUGAGAGCGCGGCGGACAUCCCUGCGGGCAGCGGCAACGAGUUUCUGCAUCUGCCCUUUCCAAUCGUGGAAGGCGAAUUCGUGUGUGAGCAGGAGAACAUGCUCUCAGUUCACGUGAUGUCCGAAGACGAGAUGGCGGAUAGCGCAGACUGCAAGUCCAAGUGCAAAGCGCAGUCAUGGCCUCCCUGUACCUUCUUUUGGGAAGGCGAAGUCAUGUCUACGAAGCAAUGCCGGCUCUACUCUGCUUGCUCCCAGCUGGUACGUGAGGUGGGCAGCAUGGGCAUUCUCUACGGAAUGACUUAUCGCAAGGCAUGCCGAAUUGCAGACCCUGAAACCUGCUGGAGCGUCACGAAGCGCCGCUCUUUCCUGGGUGCUGGCACAGAUUCGUACCCUUGCCUCUACGAGGACCUACUACAGCAGUGUGACCAUAAACUUAUGCUGGGCGGCUUCGGGGUGGCUGGCUGCGGGAAGUGCCAGUACGCUCCCGUGGAAGGACGCAAAAUCCUCUCCUACAAUGGCAAGUGCCUGAAGUACGCGGAUGACCAAAAUGUGCAGGUAGCCACCUGCUCAACGCACAAGAAUCAGAAGUGGUUCUUCGAGGGGGAAGCCAUCAAGACUGACGUGAAUGAUGACUGCCUGGACUACAACACCGCCACUGGCAAUGUUCGCAUGCACACUUGCAGCGGCAAUAACAACCAGCUGUGGUACUUUGAGGACGGCCACCUGAAGUCGCGACAUGACGGCAAAUGCCUCGACUUCUUCAAUGCCAACAGCAACGUCUAUGUGGGGAACUGCCCGGGCAGCGACACCAUGCACUGGGCCUGGAAGCAGGAAAUGCAUGAUGGCCAGAAGCUGAUUAGCGACCACAACGGCCUCUGCCUCAAGCACCAAUCCGAUAACACCUUCAGAGCCACCAGCUGCAGCAAGGCCUUUGCCCAUCGCUUCUACUUUGUGGGCGAAUUGCUCAAGUCAGAGAAAGACUCCUCGAUGUGCGUGGAGCACGUCUCGUCAACGGGGGAAGUGAGGGCGUCUACAUGCCAGAGCGGGAACAACUUCAAGUGGUACUGGCAGGGGAAAUUAUUGAAGUCCAGGACAGACGGCCGCUGCCUGGACUUCCUCACUCACUCGUAUGUGGUGCGGGUGGGCAGCUGUCCGAACAGCGACACUCAGAGGUGGAACCGGCCCAGCGUGUUCAAAGAUCUGCCGGCAGCAAAGAUGACGUCGAUGCACAGUGCCACCCAUUGCUGGAACUACAAUCCGAAUACCGGUGAUGUGUACAUGCGUGACCCCUGCCACGACGGCGACAACCAGAAGUGGUACUUCGAUGGCGAGGCCAUUAAGACUCCAGACGACACCUCGAAGUGCUUGGACGAGGCCAGCAGCGGCAACUUGUACAUGAACACUUGCCACAGCGGCGAGAAUCAGAAGUUCUACUGGGAUGGUGCCAGAAUCAAGAACAAGAAAUGGGACGGUGCGAAGUGCAUCGACUACGGUUAUGGAGAUGGGAAAAUCUACAUGCACUCGUGCCACUCCGGCGCCAACCAGAUGUUCAACUUGUGGACGCCGCAGCGGCUUUCCACAGAGAACUCCGGCAAGUGCUUGGAGAAGCAAUCGGACAACAAUGUUGUUAUGCGCGGCUGCAAGCACACCGACAACCAGCAGUGGUACUUCGAGGGCCCCAUUUUGAGGAACAAAGACGAUACUUCUCAGUGCUUGGACAUGCGUACUAGCGGCGACUACAACUUGUACAUGGGCAGCUGCCAUGGAGGAGACAAUCAGGAUUUUGUCUGGAGCGGCGAGCUGGUUAAGUCUGUUCACGACAGCAGCAUCUGCUGGAAGUGGAUGGGAGGAAGCAACAAGAACGUGGAGGGCAAGCCAUGUGACUCGAGCAGUGAUUUGUUCAAGUGGUACUUCCAUGCGCCUGUCCACAAGGGCAAGCUGAUGAAGUCCGACUAUGAGGACUCCUGCCUGGACUGGGACAACGGUAACGCAAGAGUUUACAUGAACUCGAACUGCCACAAGAACAGUAAUCAGCGGUGGUACUUUGUCGGCGAGGGGAUUUGUGUCGAGUCCCUCGGAGAUGACAAGUGCUUGGAUUAUGACCCCUCCGUCGCGAGGGUCUACAUGAACAACUGCCACGGCGGCAACAACCAGAAGUGGUAUUUUGACGGCAAGCUCUUGAGGAGCAGGUAUGACGAUCGGUGCCUCGACUUCAACCCCCAUGACAAGAAAGCAUAUGUGACCAGCUGCCCUGACAGUAACACCCUGGAGUGGACUGCCGGCACUGACAUCCACAACAGUGUUCAGCUCAUUUCUGAUGGAAACAAGUGCCUUUUCUACGACUCCUCCGGCGACAAGAACGUGGAAGCCAGCGGAUGUUCGGAAGCCGACAACAAGCUGUGGUACUUUGACAGCAGCGACAGACUCAAGACCGAGCAAGACAAUCGAUGCAUUGAUUACCACUAUGGCACCAGCAACUACUACAUGCACAACUGCCACAGUGGCCAGAACCAGAAGUUCUACUGGGACGGCAAACACUUGCGAGACAAGUACGAUGACUUCUGCAUGGACUACCACGUCGCGAAUGGCAAUGUUCGUUCGGGAACUUGCCAGGACAAGCAGAACAAUCAGUGGACGUUUGAAGGCGGAGCGAUGUUGAAGAAGACCCCUAUACCAACUUCCUUCUCCCAUGGCCAGACUCUGGAGGUCUCCUGCUGGUCGGAGCGGUUUAGCUCCACCGGCUCAGACAAGCUCUCAUGCGUGGCCGGGAGCUGGGUAAACUCCCGUGGCUCGCUGGGGCUGGAGGGCUUCAGCUGCAAGGCCUGCGUGCAGGUGGUCAGCCCCAAGUACGCCGACUUGGACUCGCAGAUUCGCCAGGAGCUCUUCUUCGCUGCGGGCUUGAAGUUGCACCUUACGGUGGACACCCGGACAGUUCGCACCGUCACGGCCACUGGCGGUCUGCGCACAGGUGGAACCAAGGACGUCUUCGUGGCCGAGCUCAUGGACGGCGCUGGUGAGACGCUACGACGUUUCCGGUCCAUCACCUCAUCAGGCAACUGCCUGGCGGACGUGGGGGGCUCACUGACGGCCGAGGCCUGCACGAGUGAAGCCGAGCCCACUCAGCUGAUGGAGGCCUCGGAGCUUUCUUCUUUGCUCUGGGAGGAGUACAAGGCGAGCGCAGACGUGCCAGGGUCUCAGUCCAGCGCCUUGGCGAACCGGGGCUCGGCACCCACGACGUUGCGGAGCUUCCAGGUGGAGGCCAAGUGCUUCCAGGUCGUCAUCGCUGUCUGCCAAGACGUCGACACCGGCCUCCUCCUCAAUUGCAUCAGCCGGGUUGUUGAACUGGUGCAUCUGAUCCGCAUAGUCGCGGAUCUGGUCUUCACCCAGCGGCUCCCCCUCGUUCUCCACGUCGCCAUCUGA